CUGAACAAGCCGAGGUCGUGCGCGAUGGGGAGGAAGCUUCCCCCUUUCACCCCCGCUGGGACGUCGACAGAGACAGCUGGGAGAAGAAGUAGGAAGCGCAAAGCUCCCUCCUUUCCCCCGCUCUCCGCCUGCAAGCACCGGCGGACCCCCGAGGUAAGCGGCUGGGCUUCCCUCCCCACCGACCUCAUUCAUCUCGUCACCACCCGCCUGCUGGCCGUCGACGUGGUGGACUACAUCGCCUUCCGCGCCGUGUGCUCCGGCUGGCGCGCCUCCACGCACGACGCGCGCGACCCCACUCUGCGGGAACUGCAACUCCGGCCACGCGGAUGGAUCGCUCUAUGCGAUGGCGACGCUGUCCGGCCGGACGACGCCUGCGAGAUCACCUUCUUCCACACGCGUACCAGCAGGCGCCUCCGUGUCCACCUACCGGAGCUCCAGCGCCACAGGAUCGUAGGCUUCACAGACGGACUCGUCGUCCUUCUCCACAAGCGCACCACCGCCAUCCGGGUGCUCCAUCCCUUCACGCGAGUCGUGGUCGACUUCCCGUCCCUCGUCCCCGUCUUCCACGAGGUGCUGUUCAAGAACCGGAGGUCUGUGCUCGACAUGAAUGCUGCGGUCUGCAGCGCAUCCGCCACCUCCAUUGCCGUUGUGGCCUGGUUCCCAUGGUCGUCCGUGCUGCUCGGCGCCGAGGCUGGCCGUUCAAGCUGGGAGGUCCUCUACCAAGGAUAUAGCCUUAGGAGCAUCUUGCCCUUUCAAGGAAGGCUUUACGCCAUCAAGGGAUCGUCAAGAGAGAUCAUGCAGCUUUACCCGAGAACACCCCAUCCUGUGAUUGCUUAUCUUCCGGUUUAUUUGUGCGAUCCGAGGUUAUGCGGUUACUUCAUUGUUGAGUCCGGUGGGCGUGUACUGCUUGUUGUCCGCCAUUUAAUCGCACCGUCCCCUGGCAUGGAGCCAUGGCAACAAAUCACUUUUAAUCUGUAUACACUGGACAUCGACCGCCGUAAGCUGAUCCCAGUGAGCUGCCUCGGCAAAAACGCGUUGUUCCUGCACAAUGAUCGGUGCCUGUCUGUUUCAGCAAGGGACCUCCCUUCUGUGAGCAGCAACUCCAUUUACUUCUCCAUAUGCCGUGACCCCGUCAUGGUGUACUCGUUAAGGACUGGUUUCUCCGAGCGGCUAGCAGUGUCCUGCCUAAUACAUGACAUGAAUGUUAGGAUCCGCCCCUCGGUGCGCCCCUUCACCAUUAUUGAUCAUCUUCUCACCUACUGCCAUCCUUAUGAAUGGACAAAAGGACUCAUGUUUCAUGAGUACCAUUACAUACCUGAAUCAUUCGAGGAGCUGAAGAAGAACAUCAAGGUUAAAGAUUCACAAGUGUCGAUUUCACGCAUGUCGGCGUGUCGAUCUGAAGGAAGAAACAGGCUCGCUGCAGCUCACAGUACACAGUGAAUAAUAAAGGUAUAAAUGAUGCCAAUAAACACAGAUGCA
Molecule: messenger RNA, 1479 nt
Organism: Lolium rigidum
Lineage: Eukaryota; Viridiplantae; Streptophyta; Magnoliopsida; Poales; Poaceae
Exons: 2
Coding region: 25-1440 (471 amino acids)
Molecular function (GO): protein binding
Source: RefSeq, a predicted model, not a curated record